Messenger RNA from Bombina bombina (fire-bellied toad), 1341 nucleotides. It is a transcript of the gene CFAP96, whose product is annotated as chromosome 2 C4orf47 homolog. Bases 289 to 1215 code for a protein of 308 amino acids. Gene Ontology annotation, cellular component: centrosome. The record is from RefSeq and is a predicted model, not a curated record. NCBI's taxonomy places the organism in Eukaryota, Metazoa, Chordata, Amphibia, Anura, Bombinatoridae. The transcript is spliced from 8 exons.
AGAAGCAGUAGUGAUAGCCGAGUGGCGGGGGGCGGCUGUUUCUCAUGCACAAGCACUGAGACUCAGCUUUAGAGUAGUAAUGGGAGUAGUUGCAGUGGAGUUCCGAAUAUUGCUGAGGAGCCGAAGAAACAGCUUUCCACGAGCGCACCAUUUCUGAUACAAAAUCCCACGCAUGCACUACAAAGGGUCCCAGAAUUUCACAGCUCUAAACAUUGUACCAGUGACGUAUGCGGCCAGAACAAGAUACCAUCCAAGUAACGUAAAGCGUGUUGCCCAUAACAGUUUAAAAUGCCAGGGGAUGGAGGAAAGACGGACAUGGAAAGGAUUGGCCUCUUCAGUGAGCUAGGCUAUACUACCAUUGGAGAUAAAUAUGUCACUCCUUGUGCCAAGUCAUUUAAUGAAUCAGCAAGCAAGAACAAGCAAAUGCUUCCUGGGGGCUCCAAAACCAUGGCUAAUAUUUCUGGGGGAUAUUUUGAUGCCGACUUCAGAAGAGUCUUUGCUGGUGAAUCCUACUCAGAUCCAUUUAAACAAAGACGACAAUACCGAAUGCAGCAGGCAAAAAAGAAUUUGGGAAAAGCCUUCAUUCCAACUAGUGGAGAGAAAAAGCCAUCUGGACUUGGCAGCUUUUAUGGAACAUUGGGUGGGCCUGUCCCAGCAUUCAGUUCUGAACUAAAACAAAGGAAAGCAUAUACAGCACCGGGAAAAAAUUUCUACACAAACCCUCCAAAACAUGGCACAGGAUAUGGAUAUCCUAACCUGACAUUCGGAAAAGAGUAUCCGUAUUCCUCUGAUGACUAUGAUGCCUCAAAAGUAAAGAUGAAGAAAGAAAUGGAAAUGCACAAAGCAAAACUUAAGGGUGGCGCUUUUCGAUUAAACAUGCAUCCAGUAGAAUUUUUUGAUGGAAAUCCUUACCGCUCUGAUAAACCUCUCCCACCGCUAAAGAAAAAGGAUGGAAAAAAGGCACCUGUGAAACCUUUUAAGCCAAGCUCACCUGCAAAAGAGGCCGGUGGCAUGAAAGCUGGGACAUUUGAUUUAUAUCCUACUCAUUCGAAUGAUCUUUAUGAAGUUAAGCAGAAGAAGAUGAGUAAACCAAUAAAGACAUUUCAUCCUUCAGCAGGACCUAAAAGCUAUCCAAUACAAAGUGUUCUGGCUGCACAUGUAAAAAGGUCUCUGAACCCAAUAAAUUACAAGACUGUGAAUCUAAUGUCCUAUUAAAUUUAUGAAGCUGCGGAACAUUGAUAAUUGUGUUGUUACUGACAUUCAUAGCUACUGGCAGAUUCACGUUUCAUGAAAGUUGUCACACGGAGUGGAAUUUGGGACUGGGACCUGUAAGACCAUCAG